Molecule: messenger RNA, 1896 nt
Organism: Juglans regia (Persian walnut)
Lineage: Eukaryota; Viridiplantae; Streptophyta; Magnoliopsida; Fagales; Juglandaceae
Product: TBC1 domain family member 15-like
Exons: 12
Coding region: 160-1473 (437 amino acids)
Biological process (GO): activation of GTPase activity
Molecular function (GO): GTPase activator activity
Source: RefSeq, a predicted model, not a curated record
AGAUUUACCGUUAAAAUGGCCGUUUCAAACUUUAUUCUCAGCGUGUUUUUCGGUCCCAUCUCUGUCUCUCUCUCAGAUCUUCUUGUCGAAGAAACUUCAUUGGAACAACGUUUGUAACAUCGGCAGUUCCUAUUUGAAUCUUUGAGAUUGUCAGCAAAGAUGCUUGGUUGCGAGGGAUUGGCAGGGGUUCUUAUGAAGAGAGCUGGGACUAGUGAGCUGGAUGUGUUCUAUCCGGUUAGAUCAGAAUGUCAAGCCGACGUCCCGAAGACCCGUUUUAAGCUCAGGGCUGGAAAAACCCUUAGUGCAAGAAGAUGGAACUCUGCAUUCUCUCAAGAUGGGCAUUUGGACAUUGCAAAAGUGCUUAGAAGGAUCCAACGAGGGGGUGUUCAUCCUUCAAUCAAGGGGGUAGUCUGGGAGUUCUUGUUAGGCUGCUUUGAUCCGAACAGCACAUUUGAAGAACGGAGUCAGCUCAGGGAACAGCGCAGGGAGCAGUAUUGGACGUGGAAAUCCGAAUGUCAAAAGAUGGUUCCGGUUAUUGGAAGUGGAAAGUUAAUUACAGCACCUAUCAUUGCUGAUAGUGGCCAAACAAUCGAAAAAAAUUCUUCAACACAAAGUGAUUUACAAGAACAGAAUGGUGGGCAGGUCAAUAAUGCUGUAUCAGACAAGAAAGUGACUCACUGGAAGCAGGCUUUGCAUCAAAUUGGUCUUGAUGUUGUUCGCACAGACCAAACACUUGUCUUUUAUGAGAGUCAAACUAAUCAGGCAAAACUUUGGGAUGUUCUUGCCAUUUAUGCUUGGAUGGACAAUGAUAUAGGUUAUAUUCAAGGAAUGAGUGAUAUUUGCUCACCAAUGAUAAUUCUUUUGGAAAAAGAAGAAGAGGCUUUCUGGUGUUUUGAGCAUGCAAUGCGAAGGCUGAGAGAAAACUUUAGAUGCAGCACAAGUUCAAUUGGGGUACAAGCUCAGCUGAGCACACUCUCGCAGAUAAUCAAAGUCAUUGAUCCAAAGCUUCAUCAACACCUUGAGGAUCUAGAUGGUGGGGAAUAUUUGUUUGCAUUCCGCAUGCUGAUGGUACUUUUCCGGAGAGAGUUUUCCUUUGUGGAUGCGUUGUAUCUUUGGGAACUGAUGUGGGCCAUGGAAUACAAUCCAAACAUCUUCUCAUCAUAUGAGGCGCAAACAAAUGCUGGAGAUAACAGUGUUGCAUCCGAAAUAAAUGAAAAACUGCUGCAGCAAUUUGGAAAAUUUGAGAGGAGGAAUUUAAAGACUGGAAAUAUUGAGAGACAUAGGGCACUUGCUGUUUUUCUUGUUGCAAGUAUUCUUGAGACAAAGAAUAAGCGACUUCUAAAGGAAGCUAAGGGUUUGGAUGAUGUUGUCAGGAUCGUGGGUGACGUAACUGGAAAUCUGGAUGCUAAAAAGGCAUGUAAGGAGGCGUUAAAGAUUCACAAAAAGUAUCUGAGUAAGGCCAGCAAGUCAUAGGUAAUGCUUUGGAUCAUCAAUCACCCCAAUCUUUACAUGCUCCAAAGAGGCUGCAUUGGGGCUCACUUUGCUCAGGUGUUAACUUAUUUUUGAUAGAGCUUCACUUCGGUUAUAGUAACUCUCUUCCUCUCUCCUUUCCCCUAUGGUUAAAAGCUGAUGCCAUUUUUGAAAAGUCAGAGUUGCAGGUUUAGUACCUUAGAUUUGUUGUGAUAUGCUUCUGCAGCAUCAUGGAGCUUUUGAGUUUUAUUUGAAAAAGGGUUUCAGCUGAAGAUGGUCCAUGUAUUUUCACUUCUUUACUUUCCACACUUCCUUCUCUGGCUUAGACUACUGUCUUUUUAUUACUUUUAUUUUUACCAUCUAAGACAGUUCAUAUUAUUUAUUUAUUUCAUAAAGUUAAUUGCCAAAGAAAGAAUAUCAAACAAA